Symbiodinium natans is the source of this 879-nucleotide messenger RNA. The record is from the annotation of a GenBank genome assembly. NCBI's taxonomy places the organism in Eukaryota, Dinophyceae, Suessiales, Symbiodiniaceae.
AUGGCCGAGGCGUCACCCCCCGCCGCGGACCUGCAGCCUUCCGGAGCGCGGUUGCUGGAGUCGACUCUGUACAAAGAGGAUGUGUUCACCAAUGAGCACACUUCUGUUUGGGGCUCCUUCUAUGAUCCGGAGACCAAGCGCUGGGGCUACGGGUGCUGUAAGGUGAUGGAGAAGCAGAGCAAGUGUACUGCAGAGAAGGCCCCAGAGCCUGAGCCCAACAGCAGCGACUUGGACAACUCCCCGGAGAGUUUGGGGCCCGAUGAAGUGGAGAUCAUUGACUGGAACAACCCACCGGCCGAGCUGCGCCCCCGCGGGAGCUUCAAGGCACCCACGGCCUGGGUGGAGCACUACGUUCGCCACUAUGUUGGUGAGUGGCAGCGCAAGGCAGAGGACGGCUACGCUGGAUUUCCCGACUUGGCAGUGACCACGCUCAAGCCCCUGCUGAAGCCUUCGAUGGAGGCCCUGGAAAUUCUCAUCCGCAGGCUUCACAACCCGAGGGAGCUCGACCGAUCUGAGAAAACAGUGCGCCGCGGCCGCGAGACGCGCGCUGGCAUGGAGGGCCGGGUGCAGGAGGAGAGAAGUGUUUUGGAGCAGCUUGAUGACAUCACAUCGAACUCUGCCAGCCUGGACUACUUGGCGGCCCGAGCUGGCUACAUGAAGCUGACCUUAGGCAACAAGACGUGGAACAACACGUUCGUGGCGCACGUUGCUGCUUGCACCAUGAAAGGUGCAAGAGAGUACCGGCGCAACAGAGACAAUUACAACACCUACGACAUGGAUCCGGACUCGCAGAAGUACAUGCACGCCUUGCUGAAGCUCGUACAGCUUGCGCAGUGCUUGAAGCCGAAUCCGGACCAAUCCAAGAACUGUGUGUUCUGA